AUGAGUGAAACACGAGAAUCUAAUGAAAGUACAGUUUCGUCUUUACAAACCAAACUUUUGCUCAAUGACGGAAUAUCCGAAAACAACAAGAAAAAUGUUAUACUGCUGAAUCAAAUAGUGCCGUUUAUUCUGAAUACUUCACAUUAUAUGACGGAUCUAAUGUAUGUCUUGUAUUAUCUGGCUCAAAAGCAGGAAGACGAAGUAUUAAACCAUUCUGGCACAUUUAUUUCACACAAAAAAGAACUCCUUGCACUAAAGAGUGAUAUUUGUGAACUAAUUUACGAUUUAAGGACAGGAUUCCGCUUAUUAUUGGAUAGUUGUGAGUUAGAUCACUUUGAAACUCCUGGAAAAUGCCGGCAUUUGAUCGAGAAGGUUCUAGUCACCUCCAUUUAUGGAGUGAACAGGUAUAUUUUCCAGGAAUUAAACAGAUUAAAUGUCGAUUUUAAAGAUGAAUUUAUAUUACAAAUGCAAAAUUGUUUAUCAGGAUUCGUUAAUCUCUACAAAUUUUUGAACAAGAUCCCUAUGAGUAAACAACAGUCACAGAUGAACGAUUUACAGAUGAAGAUCUUAGUUAAUGUGUUACAGAAUGAAUUGUUACCCAUUUGGAAGUUUCAGUUAGAUCUUUUGAAUUGUAAACUAUUUAACGAGCUCUCUAAGGAUAAGGGCCUGAUUAAUAUAUAUAGAAAAGCUACGAACGAUAGUGUUAUUGAUGUUAGCAAGGGUGAACCAUUCAUCAGAUAUGUUAAUUGGCUAAAGGACCAAAUUAUUGGUGAAAUGACGGUUUAA
Saccharomyces cerevisiae S288C is the source of this 786-nucleotide messenger RNA. RefSeq names its product Cal4p (gene CAL4). Bases 1 to 786 code for a protein of 261 amino acids. The record is from RefSeq and is marked reviewed. The transcript has a single exon. Lineage: Eukaryota; Fungi; Ascomycota; Saccharomycetes; Saccharomycetales; Saccharomycetaceae.